UCUCACCUCCACAGUGCACGUAAACAGAGAGCCGUCCAGCAGGGUGACUUUGGCCUGCAUAGUUCUGAAGUUCAGAGCGUUCCUGACCGGGGAGGGAGCGACACGACUGCCCGGGGACAGCUCCCUUGUUACCUGAAUGGGUGUGGAAUGGGCGGCGGCUUCAGGGAGAGACUCCGCCUCCUGCGGCUCGCUCUGCUCUGUCGUCAUGGCGAUGAGUUGACCUUAAAGUAGAAUUUGGACUGAACUGGCUGUCGAUCCUUUGACCCGGCCAGCUGUCAUGUGAGGGUUGCCGUGGUAACAGUAGAGCCAGAGAGAGAGAGAUUAUGGAUGGCAGAGACGGUGAAGUACGUAGACGACGAGCACAAGAACAUUUUCCUCAAGUUGCUGAACGAGCAGCGGCUAGAAGGCGACCACUGCGACAUCGCCGUGGUGGUCGAAGACGUCAAGUUCCGCGCUCACCGCUGCGUCCUGGCGGCGUGCUCCAACUACUUCAAGAAACUCUUCAAGAAACACGAGGUGGAUAACUCGUCUGUGAUCGAGAUCGACUUUAUCCGCUCUGACAUCUUUGAAGAGGUGUUGAACUACAUGUACACAGCCAAGAUCUCCAUUAAGAAGAGAGACAUCAACCUGAUGAUGUCAUCGGGACAAAUCCUCGGCAUCCGUUUCCUGGACAAGCUCUGCUCGCAGAAACGGGACAUGUCGUCUGAGGAUAAAGACAAGUUUCCUUUCGACAUUGUAAAGAUGGCGCUGCCCCCUGAGGCGCAACUAGCUGCUGAAGCAGAGGUGCUCGGGGAGCACGAGGACCCGCAUGCCACGGAUGACCUCGUUGGGGCCGCGGCCAAUCAGGACCUAGAUAAGUCUCCCAAUGCGGCGCUUCGUGUUCAGGAGGCCAUUUUGAAAGAGCUGGUCAACGAGGAUGUACACAAGGUGUCCUGCUAUGACCAAGACGUGGGGACGGAGAUGGAGACGGAGCCAAAAGAACUGGGAGCAGAACACCACGCCACCCAGACGCUAACGUUUGCCGACAGCAUGGGCGAGGUCAAAGACGAGCAGCCGCCCGGUUGGGCCACAGCGACGGCGGACAUGAAGUUUGAGUAUCUCCUCUACGGGCACCGAGAGCAGCUGGCGUGUCACGUGUGCGCCAAGACCUUCUUGGACGAGUCCAGACUCAGGAAACACGAGAAGCUCCAUUCGGCCGAUCGUCCUUUUGCGUGUGAGAUCUGCUCUAAAGCCUUCACUACCCACGCUCACCUGAAAGAACACCUGAAGAUACACACGGGCUUCAAGCCCUACAGAUGUGAUGUUUGUGGGAAGUCCUUCAUCCGAGCGCCAGACCUGAAAAAGCACGAGCGAGUCCACAGCAACGAGCGGCCGUUUGCCUGCCAGAUGUGUGAAAAGGCUUUUAAACACAAGUCUCACCUAAAAGACCACGAGAGGAGACACAGGGGGGAAAAACCGUUCGUCUGUACGUCCUGCACAAAAGCCUUCGCCAAGGCGUCCGAUCUAAAGCGCCACGAAAACAACAUGCACAGCGAGAGGAAACUCCUCCAGAGCGACACAGACGCCCUGCAGGCGGCCGCCAUGGCUGCCGAGGAGUCACAAAUGGACAAUAUGAGCUGCUCCUAACACCUGGACUGGACUCUCUAGUUGUUGUUGUUUUUUUUAAAUGGCUGUCAAAACGUGCAAAGAAGUGCCAUGUUUUUUCAGUCCAAACCAAACUUUGUACAUAGUUGGCUCGAUUCUACUUGAAAUAAAACACAUCUGUUCAGUUUAAUGAGCAGAAAUGUACAAUAAU
Messenger RNA from Nerophis lumbriciformis (worm pipefish), 1795 nucleotides. It is a transcript of the gene zbtb14, whose product is annotated as zinc finger and BTB domain containing 14. Gene Ontology annotation, biological process: regulation of transcription by RNA polymerase II. The record is from RefSeq and is a predicted model, not a curated record. NCBI's taxonomy places the organism in Eukaryota, Metazoa, Chordata, Actinopteri, Syngnathiformes, Syngnathidae. Gene Ontology annotation, molecular function: DNA-binding transcription factor activity, RNA polymerase II-specific; RNA polymerase II cis-regulatory region sequence-specific DNA binding; protein binding.